AUGGGAUAUGUUAUUUUAGCAGCUGUGACUAAAAGAGCUCAGAUUCCUUUUUCUUCUUGGCUUCCGGCAGCUACAGCUGCUCCUACACCUGUUUCUGCUUUAGUUCAUUCAUCUACUUUGGUUACGGCUGGGGUAUAUUUGCUUAUUCGAUUUGGAAUAAUUAUUGAAAUGUAUUCAAUGAAUGAUUUUAUAUUAUUUAUUGGUUGUUUGACUAUAUUUAUGUCUGGUUUAGGUGCUAAUUUUGAAUUUGAUUUGAAGAAGAUUAUUGCUUUAUCUACUUUAAGUCAAUUAGGGCUAAUAAUAAGAAGAACUAUUGGAUUAGCCUUAUUGUUUAUAUGUGCGGGCGUUAUUAUUCUUGGGAUAAAUGAUCUUCAAGAUAUUCGUGGAAUGAGAGGAAUUGUAAAUCAGAUACCUUUAACUUCUAUUUGUUUUAUAGUUUCAAAUUUGGCUUUAUGUGGUAUACCUUUUUUAUCUGGUUUUUAUUCAAAAGUUAAGAUUAAUAAGAAAUUUUAA
Molecule: messenger RNA, 513 nt
Organism: Gryllus bimaculatus (two-spotted cricket)
Lineage: Eukaryota; Metazoa; Arthropoda; Insecta; Orthoptera; Gryllidae
Source: the annotation of a GenBank genome assembly